UUAAAGUCCAGGCCGGAGGGGCUUUUAAUAUUUAUCAAAAUAUUUUAUUUUAUUUUAUUUUGGUGUCUGGCAACUUCGAGAGCAUUUAAGUUAGGGGAGAUCGUUAGAAUAAAUAUUAGAAGUUGAAACCGAGAAAAUAGGAAGAGAAAGAGGGGUUUGGUCACUGAAAUCUGUUCAGUAGUAGAUAAUGGAAGAAAUCAGAUCGGCGAUGGAGCAGCAGAUGGAUCUGAUGGCGGAUCUGGUCCAGAAGCUCUCGGGUGAGCUCCGAACCGGAUUACAACCUGCCUACGAAAAUUUCAUUGGAUUUUUCCACGCCAUCGAUUGGAAGGAACCAUGGAUAAUAGGAUUAAUGGCGUUUCAUGCUCUAUUUCUAAUGGUUACUCUUCUUUCCAGAAGGCACCUCAACUUCCAUAUGUUCCUCUUCUUAUUCUCAUUGUGUGGAGUGUACUUUGCAGAGAGUCUCAACCGAGUCUUGAGGAAAAACUGGAAGAGCUUCUCUACUCAAAACUACUUUGACCCACACGGAGUCUUCCUCUCGGUUCUCUGGUCUGGACCACUUCUGGUCAUUGCAAUGAUAAUCCUGAUAAACACACUCUUUUCGCUUUGCUACCUGAUUGUAAAAUGGAAAAGAGCUGAGCUCAGGCAUCGUGCAAGGCUUGCUCGCUCCAAGCAAGAAUAGAUCCUAAAGCUCUCUCUUAUCAGCAUAUCCUCUUUUUAUACUCUCACCUUGCAACAAAUUGUUUUCUAUUUGACUAUUGUAUUUUCUUUGGAAUUGAACGAACCAAACUAGAGUAAACCAAGCCUGAUUACUUUUUUUGGUAAAGUUUGAAACACGGAAAUGAAACUAGAGAACUUGAAGAAUUCAAGUC
Eruca vesicaria subsp. sativa (arugula) is the source of this 869-nucleotide messenger RNA. The record is from the annotation of a GenBank genome assembly. Lineage: Eukaryota; Viridiplantae; Streptophyta; Magnoliopsida; Brassicales; Brassicaceae.